AUGGCCCAUACUGCCGUUGCCAACACUCGAUCCAGACCUGUUACCAUUACCGUUGUUGCACACCACGACGAGAAGUACGCCGCCGACAACAUGACACGAUCAGCUUCUGCAGAGCCUACGAAGCCCACCAAGCGCAAGGGCACCAGAAGCGUCUCAACCCUGACGCCCUCCCAGCUUGCGCGUAAGCGUGCCAAUGACAGAGAAGCACAGCGCGCCAUCAGAGCUAGAACGAAAGAGCACAUUGAGCGUCUUGAGCGCGAGCUUGAGGAGCUCAAGAGCGAGCGCGGCCGCGAUCAGAGCCAGACCGUCCAGGAGCUUUUGCGCAAGAACAAGGCACUUGAAGAGGAAUUGUUCAAGCUCAGAGAGAGCAUGGGCGUUCCCAACGGGCAGUCCUACCCAAACUCAGGUACGGCUGCUUCCAUUGCCUCGUCUUCUGCCUGGCUGCCUCUGGUUCGUGCUGACUCGGCUCCAGUGUACGACGACAAUCUGAGCUCUAUUAGCGGCGCAGUCCCCAGUCCUCGAUCCUCGCCAUUUCCAUCAAACGGUGACUACAACGUCAUGCAAGAACUCGGUCCCUCUUACGUGCCCAUGCCGGAUGCGUCAGAGUCAUGGGGCCCAGGCAUUCCCGUCUCCGUUCCUUCGACCGUUUCAAGCCCGUCAUCAUCCGCCAACACCGAUGAGUACGGCGCAGGCUACAUCCCCACGAGCGUCCCCGCGCCGAUGAUGGAUGCCCGAAGCAUUCCGGCAAAGAUGAGUGAAUAUGAUGAUGUCGACUCUGCUUCUAGACGCUGGAUACCCUCACAGUCACCACUCAAUGCCUCAUCAGUCGCAGGUUCCCAUCUCUCAUCAUCAUCAGCCGUAUCUUCAUCACCAGCAGUCGUGGAAUUCGUAUCCAACUCCGGUGUACUACCAACAACCGUCAGCUCAUUGAUUCGCCAGCCUGGCACCACCCUUUGGGAGAUUCCGACCCUCAUCGUCCCGCCGACUUGUCGAAUCGACCAGUUGAUUGUCGGCUUCAUACAGGACUGCCGCCGACUGUCACAACUGAAGUCUCUCGACAACCUCCUCCGACCUGCUAGGGUCAAUGUGAAGAAUUUCCUCGAGUAUCAUCCGGCUUCGCCUACAACAGAACCUCCACGAUGCCAGCUAGCCGACCUUGAUCGAGCUGCUUCCACAACAGUCACGGGUCCCGGCGUCAAGCACCCCAUGGCUGAGCUCAUCACCGCUCUCGUCAACAAGGCAGGUGUCACCAACGUCAUUGAACGCUUAGCGGUCUUCGCCGUCAUCCAACGAGCCAUCGCCUGGCUGGUGCACCCAACGCGUGAGGCCUACCAGGCCAUUGUGCCUGAACUCACACCGAAACCGUGCCAGACUAGAAUCCCGCAUCCUCAGUGGGUUGAUCUCAUCCUGUGGGCACCUCUGCGCAUUGCCAUUAUCGAACGCCAGGAGUUGUACGCGAACGAAGAAUUUCAAGGCGUAUACUCGUCUAGCUUGAGACUGAUCAAUUGGCCAUGCCGGCCAAUUGACGCCUUGGUGGUCGACCCGCAAUCUGGAGAGAUGUGGCUUAGCGACACGUUUACUACACACGCAAUGCGCCUCGAAAACUGGCGCCUCAAUGAGAACUUUGUUCGCCGUUACCCCGAACUUCGUGGCUGUGUUGCAGUCGAAGGUUCCUGA
This is a messenger RNA of Colletotrichum abscissum, 1677 nucleotides long. RefSeq lists its product as uncharacterized. The record is from RefSeq and is a predicted model, not a curated record. Gene Ontology annotation, biological process: regulation of DNA-templated transcription. Gene Ontology annotation, molecular function: DNA-binding transcription factor activity. The coding region runs from base 1 to 1677 and encodes 558 amino acids. Lineage: Eukaryota; Fungi; Ascomycota; Sordariomycetes; Glomerellales; Glomerellaceae. The transcript is spliced from 3 exons.